AUGACUUCCUCAAUUCAGAAGAACCUCGCGAGCAAGAAUGCUGAAUAUGCUAGCAAGUUCACUAAAGGCAACCUUGCCCUUCCACCAGCCAAACACUAUCUGAUCUUGACCUGUAUGGAUGCUCGUAUCGACCCGGCUGCCGCCUUUGGUAUCGACCUUGGUGAUGCCCACGUUAUUCGAAACGCUGGCGGUAGCGCGAGAGAUGCUCUACGAUCCAUCAUCAUCUCGCAGCAACUGCUUGGGACGAAAGAGAUCGUACUUAUCAAGCACACUGGGUGUGGCAUGUUGACGUUUUCCAACGAUGAUGCUCAUAGUCUUGUGAAGAAAAAUUUAGGACCAAGCGCCGCUGCAGAAAUUGCCACCCUCGAUUUCCUCCCCUUCACCAAUUUAGAUAACGCUAUAAAGGGAGACGUUGAUUACUUAAAGAGGAGCGCCGCUGUGCCAGGCGACGUGGUUAUUAGCGGUUGGGCAUAUGAGGUUCAGACCGGCACAGCGAGGCAAAUCGUAUGA
Messenger RNA from Daldinia childiae, 510 nucleotides. RefSeq lists its product as uncharacterized. Gene Ontology annotation, molecular function: zinc ion binding; carbonate dehydratase activity. The transcript has 2 exons. The record is from RefSeq and is a predicted model, not a curated record. Bases 1 to 510 code for a protein of 169 amino acids. Lineage: Eukaryota; Fungi; Ascomycota; Sordariomycetes; Xylariales; Hypoxylaceae.